This is a messenger RNA of Phanerochaete carnosa HHB-10118-sp, 507 nucleotides long. RefSeq lists its product as uncharacterized. The record is from RefSeq and is a predicted model, not a curated record. NCBI's taxonomy places the organism in Eukaryota, Fungi, Basidiomycota, Agaricomycetes, Polyporales, Phanerochaetaceae. The transcript has 3 exons. The coding region runs from base 279 to 506 and encodes 75 amino acids.
GUAAUGCUAGUUUCGAUGGAAGAAUAGUCAUAAGUAAACGUAUACUGAGCCCGCACAUCACUAAAUUUAGAGCUGACGCAAUCAGAAGACAGAGCUCAAUGCUUCUUUGAAAUAUGAGUUCCAUGGUGUUAUUAGCCAUCAAAUUGCUCGUAGCAGCUGCUAUUGUUGUGCAACACUUUGCCUUGUUUUGUGGGCAGAUCUGCGAAGACGAUGUCAUGGCAUGAGCACCUGUUCGGCCGUAUUGUCAAUUCAAUGACAACUACACGUGGUUAGACUCUAUGGCCCUUCUCUUGUUUCCACUAGGAUCUUUGGGCUCUGUCAUGGCCACACCUGUGCAGUUAAGUACCCCCGUCGUCGGAAGCCUGAGUGGCACUCCUGUGAAAACGUUAUAUCACUAUAUUCCAAUGGGUGCGGUCAUCAGCGUUGUCAUCGGUAUCAUCCUUGAGGUUGCAUAUGUUGUGUCCGCUAUUUUAGGAGCUGUCCUGUGUACGUCGCUGUUCCACUAGU